UUCAAAAACGGAUGCGCGAGCUCCGUUGCCGUACAGAGCCUCAACAUUUUGCAAACUGUCGUAACCCUAACAACACAUUUUUAUAUUAAGUUUAACGAAGACUUUUAUUUGUGACCGAUAUGGAAGAAGGAGAGACUGUAACGAUACCGUCCCGAAAAGAGCUGCGUAAGCAGAAGUUGAUGGAAUUCUUGGAAGCAAAGGGAAAGCUGAAACAGCCCAACCCUAAGCCAUACCUCCGGGAUGUCUAUCAAGACAAGACAUUUGCAACUCAGAUGGUUAAGGAGAAAGAGAACACGGCUCCAGCUGUCAAAUUAAUAAAUGAACACACAAAAAUCCAAACUAUGACUGUGCAAGCCACAAAAAGACCCACCAGAAGAACAUUUGGUGUUACAAACAAAGUGAAUGUAAAAGGAAGUAUGCUGACAGGACAGGGAAAUGCCUGUCGUUCAUCUGCAACAAGUGUCCCAGUACAGCCCAGAAAACCUACACAAAACUCUUUACUCAAAGGAACAUACACUGUUUUGUCCUCCGAAUCCAACACAAAUUCAGCCAGCCAUUUCAAAAAGAAGCCUAACAAAGAAAUACAAUCUUCAGAUAAAACCUCUUCUAAUAUAGCUCGCACAUCUGCAAAAAAUAAGAACAGCAAAUUCAACAGUGAGUUGAAUGCUGCUUUGUUACGUCCAGUGAAGACAGCCAGUGUCAGGAUGAGUCUUGGCCCAAUUGUCAAAACUAAAACAGGACUCCUCCCUGCAGUGACCCAGCCAAGGAACAGUCAAAGUUUGAGACAUCCCACUGCCUCAAUAUCUGCUGCCAGAACUACUUCUGUUGCCAACAUGGUGCAAUCAAGCACAUUGUCGUCCAAGUUCAUUUUCCAGAAAAAAACAUUGCCUAACGCAUCUCUAAGCAAUCCUGUGAAAGAGAGAAGUCUUUCUACAACUGCAAGUUCCAGUACUGGAAUAAAACUUCAAGAACAGAAUAGGGCUAACUCUAAGUCCCUUUUUGGUAAACAUUGUAAUCCAAGUGGACUGAAAACAAAGUCCAUCUGCUCCAAUUGCACAGCAGGCCCAAAUAAGCCAGACGGGAGAGUAGGGAUGCUAAAACCUAAUAAAUUAACCAGUCAGCCUACGGACACGUCUUCAAAGCAGAAAUCUGAUGGAGAGCGUAAGAAGAAUGAACAACCAUGCAAAGUUGUCUCAAGAACAUCAUCUGGGCCAGCAAGCAGAUGCAGCUCCAGACCUGUGAGUGGGGAUAUGCGAGCUGUUCUGACUGAGGUGGAAAAGAGAAGCAAGACAUGUGCAGAGACAGGUGGCAAGAAGGGACACAGUUCAGAUAAUGCCCCUAAAAUGCAAACGGGUAUCAAAGGAACUGGCCCUCGAGUUAUAUCUCAGACAGCGCCACAGCCUGUCAGGACCAUCAGCCUCACAGGCCAGGCCAGGAAGUCAUCAAAGUUUCCAGUGAUCGAUAUUCCACAGACGGAGAGAAAGAAACUGACUGCUGUCCAGGAGGAAAGAAUGAAAAAACUACAAGAAUGGAGAGAAUCCAGGGGCAUUUCCUAUAAGCGUCCUCCAAUGCCAGUGAGAAUUCAGGUCAGGCGCACUAUGGCUGUGCCACAACCUUUCUGGGCCACCAUGAAAGAGGAAGACGAUGCCCACUCCCUCAUCUCAGCUGUGGACAGAUCCCUAGCUGAUUGCAUCAUAUUACUGGGCGAGGGUUGCCCUUCAGUCCAGGUGAAGGAGGUUCUCUCGAGGCUGCCGGUGGUGUCCCACAAGUUCGCCAAGUACUGGAUCUGUCAGGCCCGUCUGAUGGAGCAGGAGGGCAACCUUGAUGUCCUGCCAAUAUUUGAAGAAGCUGUGCGUGUUGUGCUAGAGCCAGUUGACGAACUUCGAACUGUGGUGUUUGAGAUUCUGAAGAAAAAGGAGGAGACCAAAGCAUCUGAAGAAGAUGAGAAAGAGGUACAGGUUUCUUCGGUUGAAAGCUCUCCUGAGAGGGACAACAACCCAAUGAUGACUCCUAAACCUGUCAGAGCCCUCAUCUGUGGGGAGAAAGGAGACUCAUCUGUCGUCAAGUACAAGAUCACAGCGACUCCUGGCGGCCCUCCAAGCCAAAAGAGAGAACCGACACGAGUCAAUGGCCAGGAGGUUCGCUUCUUUACCCCUGUUAGACGCUCUGUGCGAAUUGAGAGAGCCUCUCUUCAUUACCCCGCGUCCCUCCAAGACCAUGAUCUAUGUGUUGCCUCCUACAACGACCUGAUCUACGAGGAGGAUAAUGAGAGAAGUGAAGAGCAGAAGAGUGGGGAAACCAGCCCGUCUCCCAUGUAUGUCUACAGGCAGAACGAAGCGCUCAAAGACAAGGUGGUCGUCCAACUAGUCUGCGAUGAAGGUGUUUAGCUUCAGGAGCUUAAUUUAUCUCCAGUUAGCAGUUGAGGCUUCUUUCAGAUUCAUCAUAUGUCUCUGGUCAGAUGCUAAUAUUAUGUUUCUAUAAACAAUGUGUUGUAUAUACUAAUGUAAAAUAAAUGUCUUUGUUUUUA
Molecule: messenger RNA, 2527 nt
Organism: Labrus bergylta (ballan wrasse)
Lineage: Eukaryota; Metazoa; Chordata; Actinopteri; Labriformes; Labridae
Gene: ckap2l
Product: cytoskeleton associated protein 2-like
Cellular component (GO): centrosome; cytosol; mitotic spindle
Source: RefSeq, a predicted model, not a curated record